Molecule: messenger RNA, 665 nt
Organism: Candidula unifasciata
Lineage: Eukaryota; Metazoa; Mollusca; Gastropoda; Stylommatophora; Geomitridae
Source: the annotation of a GenBank genome assembly
AUGAUUUUAUUGUACCAGGAGUUGAUGGCACAGAUUCGCUUGCUCAGACAGGCAAUGACAAGUAAAGACACCAUGUUGCCCAAACCAGUCUCACCACCAGCCUGUGUAGACAACCUGCAACCAGGGGAAGUUGAGGAUAUUUUCUGCAUUCCACAACCCAAGUAUCUGAGCCACAUCAAGAACCCAUGCUGGUAUGCUGUGACGCCAUCGGACCCAGGGGGAAGAACUCUGCAGUGUCUGCCUUACUUUCACAUCCUAGGCUGUGCCAAGUCAGGCACCACAGAUCUGUGGAACAGGCUGAUGUCUCACCCGCACACCGUGUCCAACGAUGGGCUGCUGCACAAGGAGGCUUUGUGGUGGUCUUGGUACAGAUAUGGCAUGUCUGGCUACAACAGGAACCGGCCGGUUCAGAACUUCAGUUAUUACAUCAGCCUGUUCCAGGACACAGCCAGACAGAUUCAGUCUUCCAUCGAUCAGGAGACACUCUUUCAUCAGAUCCUUAUCACAGGUGAUGCAUCACCACCUGACUUCUGGGACUUCAGAGGUUGGGUCAACAUCAGCCAGAACCGCCUGCAGACAAUCCCCAGCAUCAUCACCCCACACCUGAUGAGGCACAUCUAUACCAACCCAAAGUUUAUCAUCAUGUUUAGGGAUCCCAUCGACAG